Messenger RNA from Engraulis encrasicolus (European anchovy), 2819 nucleotides. RefSeq names its product polyunsaturated fatty acid lipoxygenase ALOX15B-like. The record is from RefSeq and is a predicted model, not a curated record. Gene Ontology annotation, cellular component: membrane. Bases 1 to 2118 code for a protein of 705 amino acids. Gene Ontology annotation, molecular function: calcium ion binding; oxidoreductase activity, acting on single donors with incorporation of molecular oxygen, incorporation of two atoms of oxygen; iron ion binding. The transcript has 17 exons. Gene Ontology annotation, biological process: hepoxilin biosynthetic process; homophilic cell-cell adhesion; lipoxygenase pathway. Lineage: Eukaryota; Metazoa; Chordata; Actinopteri; Clupeiformes; Engraulidae.
AUGGCUUCAUUAUAUGGUGUGCACCCUGAACCAAUACAAGCUUUGGGUGUCGACAAAGAGGAAGACCAGAUCAUUUACGGCAUCAGUACAGUCAAUCCAGAUCAGUACUGGAAACACUUUGGCAUCAACACCACAACGGGUGUCAUCACAGUCCUAAAGAAGCUGGAUCAUGAGGAAGAAAGCAUGAUCACUUUGGGCAUAACGGCAUCACAAGAAAAGGACAGUGAGAGAACAGCAACAGCCACGGUGGAGGUUGAAGUCACAGAUGUGAAUGAGGCUCCUGAAUUCAGUGAACCUGUGUAUGAAGCUUACACAUUCACUGUGGUUCCAAUCGGAUUUUGUGUUAUCAACGUGAAGGCAACAGACCCUGAUGUGGGGGAGACUGAGAGACUGCUGUAUUCCCUGGCGGAGCCCAGUUCCCAGUUUACAGUGGAUCCCUCUAGUGGCCAGGUGGAAAUACACAAGUCUGAAAAGGAAAACAUUGCAAGUUUGUCAAUAAACGUGAACCAUGAUGCUGUGAAGCAGAAUGAAGAAAAGGUGAAACAAUGGCGUGUAUACGAGGAGGGAACGCCAGAAGUGGUCCACUAUGAAAGUGCCCAGGAGCUCCCUGCGGAACUACGCUUCUCCUUCACCAAGGAGACGGAAUUCGUCUACACCGCAGGGACACAGUUGGGCGUUCUGGGCUUAUCAGGGCUAUCGUUCAGCCCAUUUUCGUGGACCUGCCUUGAUGACCUGCUGAAAGUUAUAGUCAUUAAAAACGAUACUAUUGACUAUAUAAGGGACAACUGGGACAAGGAUGAGUUCUUUGGCUCCCAGUACCUGAACAGUAUCAACCCCAUGCUGAUCCAGCGCUGUUCCAAGCUGCCAGAGAACUUCCCUGUUACCGAGGAGAUGGUCAAAGAUUCCAUGGGGGGAUGCACCUUGGAGCAGGAGAUGAAGAGAGGAAACAUUUUCCUGGCUGACUACAAGAUGUUGCACGGACUUGUGGGAAAUGUAGUCCACAACAGGCAGCAGUAUCUAACAGCUCCUCUGGUACUGCUGUACUCCAACCCGAAUGGUAAACUGCUUCCCAUCGCUAUUCAGUUGAAUCAGGAGCCUGGGGCGGAAAACCCCAUCUUCCUUCCCUCUGACUCUGACUGGGACUGGAAACUUGCCAAAAUCUUUGUGCGAAACGCGGAGUUCGGCGUUCACGAGGUCGACUUUCACCUGUUGAGAACUCACCUGCUGGCUGAGGUGUUCACCGUGGCAACCCUGAGGAACUUGCCUCCCCCGCACCCACUCUACAAGCUCCUGUUUCCUCACAUGCGCUACACACUCCAGAUCAACAGCAUGGCACGCGGUCAGCUGAUAUCUCCUAACGGAUCCAUUACCACGUAUGCAGGAGUGGGUGGAGAUUCCUUGAAAGAGCUGCUGAAGCGUGCCACAGCCUCCCUGACCUACAGCUCCCUCUGCCUGCCUGACAACAUCAAAGAGAGAGGCCUGGAGACGGUGCCGAACUACUACUACAGAGAUGACGGACUCAAACUGUGGAACAUCGUCAACAAGUAUGUCGAGGGGAUUUUGACCCACUACUAUCAGUGUGAUGCACAUGUGCAACAGGACUCAGAGCUAUGCGACUGGAUCAGGGAGAUACACACCCAUGGCUUCCUAGGAAAUAAACAUUCAGGAAUCCCGUCAUCCUUCCAAACACUGACAGAGCUUGUCAAGUUUGUCACCAUGGUGAUCUUCACUGCAUCAGGCCAACACGCUGCUGUCAACAAUGGACAGUAUGAAUAUGGCGGAUGGAUGCCAAACUACCCUACUGCCCUCAGGAAACCCCCUCCCACAGUCAAGGGCCAGACCACUGAGUGCAUCAUCUUCGAGACCCUACCUGACAUCGGCACAACAGUCAAUGGCGUCGCUGUCCUGAGGCUGUUAAGCAAGGAAGGAACAGACCGAUACCCUCUGGGAUAUUUACCAGAAGAUCUGUUUCAUGAGGACAUCCCACUCAAGGUCAUUGCGGACUUCCAGAACGAUCUGAAGGAGCUAUCCGAACUCAUCGAGAAGAGGAACAAGACACUGGUGCUUCCCUACACCUUUCUUGACCCCAAGAACGUGGACAACAGCGUGGCCAUCUGAAGCUUGCAUUGCAUUACAUUAUUUUUUAAAUUAUUUUUGUGGAACUUCCUUUUAUAUUGCUCGCCAUCUGCUGUCAUACAGCUUAAGCAAAUCAAGUAAAUCAAGUAUAUUCACAGGUAUAUUAUCAUUGCUACUAGACUAGUCAUAAAGUGUGACAUCUAAUGGCAUUUUUGAGACAAUAUCGGCAAUGGGUGAGCUGAAUUCAAAUCAGCAAUUUGCCGGGCUUUAUUUGACCUCUGUUGACCUCUAGAGGUCAAUGAACUGUGGGCCUGUAAGUGUCCCAUUUGAACCUUGGUUCUAUGCUUCAGAAGCAAUUAAGUAUGCUAAAAUGAUGAAUUAUACAGGCUAAUGCUAUUACGCAACCAUGUUUUUUGGAGAUACCUGGGACAAUAUUGGUGUUGUUGCUUUCUUCUUUUUAUGGUGAAAUCCAAGCAUGAGCUACUUAUUUUUAAGAGCUAUGAUUAAUAUUACUCAUUUUAAGUGAAAAAAAAAAUGUAAAAUUAAGCAAAUCAUGUGUAAGUUUUAGAGGUUGAUUUCAGGUCGGUACAGUGCUGCAUUAAAUUAUCCAAUUGAUUAAUUAUCAAGGUAACAGUGACACCUUGCGGCCAACUGUAGGGACUGCAUAAUUUGUGAAGAUUCCUACGCUGAGGCGAACGUGAAUCCAAUGAGAAACUUACUGUGAAAUGCUUGACACAUGAUAA